Molecule: messenger RNA, 669 nt
Organism: Meloidogyne enterolobii
Lineage: Eukaryota; Metazoa; Nematoda; Chromadorea; Rhabditida; Meloidogynidae
Source: the annotation of a GenBank genome assembly
AUGGAAGAAUUUAAAGUUCUACAUUCACAGAAUGUGGAAGCUAGAGGUGAUUUCCUCCGUGCAUUGGAUGUGCGUAACGACCUUAAGGCAAUGAAUGAAGAACGUGAACAGCUCCAGCGGAAGAUUGAACGUUGUAAAAGGCGUACAAGCAGACGUCCCGAUAUGGGAAACUUACUUAAAACAUGUGAACGUCUACGUUUGGAAAUGGAACGUGCUCAGGAAUUAAAAAUGCAAAAAAUGGAUCAAGAAAGAGCAGUAAAUCAAGCUGAACAACGAAUGACGAGAUUAGGACGUGUACUUACUGAGGAAGAGCACCGAAGGGAUGAAGCUGAUCCAAAAACUAUUAUUCAGAAACUUCGAAGAGAAAUCGAAGUUAAUCGCUAUUUAAUUGAUGAAAAGCUAGAACAUGACUUGAAUACGUUAAAAACAAAUUUGGAAGUUGUCCAACGUAUCCUGGCACAGCCAAAUGCGACAAAAGCGGAUGUUGAUAAAUUGAAGGAAAGGAUUGAACAAUUGAACAGUGAAUGUAUGGAAUUAGCUCUGCAACGAGACCGUAGAGACGAGGCAUCGGAAGACAAACUUGCAAUUUAUCGGCAUCAGUCAGUAAAUGUGCAGCGGAAGAAAGCUAACGUGGCAGAUCUUUUACAGAUGACAAGGCAAAAUAUUUAA